GGGGGGCAUACCACCCUUUGCAAUGAGGUAAACAUCAUUCCCUUCUUUGACUCUGGCAGCUGAAUCUCCAUACCAUUUGGGUGUGACCUGCCCCUGCCGCAUGACCCCUCCCUUCUAGCCACUGCGACCUCCUCUCUCCUUCUCCAUGUUUACUUUGUGGUGAGAGAUGGGAGAGAUGCUCUUCUCUGUGACCCUCCAUCACCUCCUUCUGGCAGGGGUUUGUCUCUGCGUCUACAGCACCCCAGUCCCGCCCCUCCACGACUAUGCACCCUCCACACAGGACAGUGGCUGUGAUGGACAAGCUGGAGAGCCAAUGGAGGGAGAGCCCUGUUUAACACCAGCAACACCCGUCAGUGUCAUAUCAACAAGUGUUCAAUCUGGACCCUCUGAUCCUGGCAGACUGUCCUAUGGGAUGGCAGAACACAGGACUGGCAGCUGGACUGACCUAUCAGAGAAUGUAGGAGCAGGGGGAGGCACUGGCCCAGAUGUGGACGGAAGCGAACUAGGGGGGAUAGAGCCAGUGACGCAGGUAGGAAACAGGGACAGUCAUGGACGAGGAGUGGCUGGGGCUGAGAGCCAGGGGAGGGAGGCUAAGACGGGGGCUGCCUCUAAGAGCUUGUUUGAGGGGAAGGACACUCACAGACAGCUUGAAGAAGCUCCAGAACUCUACACAGACAAAGAGAUGAGAGUAGGGCCCGAAGAGAAAACCAUGGAGAAUGUACCUAUUACCACCACUGGGGCAAUGUUAGCUUCCAUAGGAGAGAAGCACGGGAUGACAGAGGCUGUAAAUACAUCUAGAGCUGCUUUACAUAAUGCCUCCGCAUCAGCCAGAGCCCCAGAGCCAGACAGCCAGUCAGGGACGCACCCAGCUGGGGAGAGGAGAGACCUCAUCCUAGAAGAGAGACCAGACCUCCAUGGAGGAGAGGAGGGGGAAGUCAGACAGAGCUUGACCGACGUUGGAGCUCCUCUUCUGGGCCAGGAGACAGAGACGACCAGACCAAGCUCCUUAUCUCCCCAAAGCAUCCUUAAACACUCACCUUUGACCUCCAUCCCUCCGUCAGUAUGGGGAUCCAGAGGAGAAGCUUCAUUGCUGCCCCCUAGUGGUCUAGAGGCCACCGGCCCUGCCACUCCGUGGCACCAAGAUGGAGAGACAGCGCCUGCUCUCUCAAACCCCUCCCUGGCCGACCUUGGACCGGCCCUGACAGGAUCCUCCAGACAGGAUGACCCUGACAGCCUCUGGACUGAACCACUGCAGCGAAAUGAGGCCAUGGAUGCCAGUGCCCCUCCCUUGCAGGACGCGGCCACAGAGGGCACGAUGUCCUCGGAGGACCUCCCUCUCAUCUUCGAGCCCUUUGAUGUCACACCCGAAGGGGCGGGGGUAGCAGCGGCCACUCUCUCGCCUGACAACUCACGGCCGUCUGUCGCCAUGGUUACCACGGGGAUGCUGCUGUCAGAGGCGGAUCUCGACCAGACGGUCACUGCGGAUACAGAUGACACAGGGCCAUCCCGUGUUCCGUCCCCAGUGCUACCAGAUUGGACGUCGCCAUGGCAGACAUCCGGGGCCGAGAUCUCCGAGCCCAUCAGCCCCUCUGGUUCACCCAUAGACCCGCCGCCUUCAGAGGCAGAACAGCUAGUACACCAGUCUGACACAGAUGGCGGUGAGACCAUACAGAACCUAGAGGAAACCCCGCCAACAUCCGAAACCAAUCCUAUAAGCACCACCUCCCAGCAGAUUACCAUGACAAUGGUCACCAAGACAACCAAACUGCCUGCAGCCAAAUCAGGUCUGGAGGAACUGGAGUCUGAAGAGGAGCCAGAGGAGGAUGAGGAGGAGGAUGAGAACACGGAGGAGUCAGAGGAAGAGGACAGUGAAGAGGACCUGAAUGAGACCCCCAUCCCAGCCCCCACCCGACCUCCCUACAGCCUCAUCCCCCCACCCCCUGUCUGGGUGCAGCGCAACCAGGGCCUGAUGCGUAGAUGGGUGGAACUGAUCAGAGAAAAGGCAGGGUAUGUGUCUGGGAUGUUGGCCCCGGUGGGCAUUGGCAUCGCAGGGGCCCUGCUUAUCGUUGGGGCCCUCUACAGCAUCAGGAUGAUCCAUCGUAAGAGGAACAGCUUCAAACACCAGCGCAGGAGGAAGGUCAGACACACCGAGCAACCCAGGGAGCCAAGCAGCAACGGGCAGGACCAAGCCAUGCUAUUGGCUGACAGCUCCGAGGACGAGUUCUGAUCCCUCCCACAACCCUGUGCAUCACAUCUCCAUGACUACCACAUCGCCAAUCACUAUGGGCCGCCUGGCUAUGAGACAAUGGGAGAAGUUGGCGUACUACUGACAGACGGGUGGGUUUUUGAAAUGUAAAACAUGGUAGAAUGUUUGCACACCUACGUAGUUACAGGUGCAGAGGGAAAAUUAUAGAACAUUUUAAGAGACUCCAGGCUAUUGACAUUCUUGUAUGAUCCACAAUGUGUUGAUCACAAACCAGUUUGAGAUCCUUUCAAACACACACUGCAUAAAGGGAUGUCAGUGUGUUGAUGCCACUUUUUUUAAAUUUAAAUGACUGGCUCUAAUUAAUACACUAGAGGGGACACCUACAUCGCAUACAAUAGGCUCCACUUACUGGAGUAAUAUUGCCACAUACUAUAUUGUUCAUAGCACAUCAUAGACACUGGAAGAAGAAAAAGCAUAAGCUCUCGGCAUCAGUUGCAUUAAGUAAAUAUGUAUUGAAAAUACUGACAGCGGUUCUUGGAUUCAACCUUGUCAAUUGUUGAAGGCCAAAGGCAUGUCAUCAUGCUACUUUGAAAGCAUGCAGCAGGAACCAGCUCUGUGUAUCUACUGUGUGUGUGUACAGUAUCCUGAUAUUUUUCCCCUUGUUGCUCCUCCUGACAACGUUAGGUUUUUCCUCCAGUGCAUGGCAAGCAACCAUUUUCAUAACCGUAUAUACAAGGCUAAUACUUAAUUAAUCAUCUCUAUAUCAUUUCCCAUGUAAUAGUCCAUUACUCUCCAGAAAGCCCAAGUCAUUUGGAGUCAUUAGACACGCUGACAGAUUUGUAGAGGGAGACCACUUGUCUUUUUCACUCAGCUUCUGUCCUGUACUGUACUGUUUCUCCAAACAGUGUAGCAAUAGAAUGUUCUUAAUUUGCACUGGUACCUGAAAGGACAGCAGGUUGACGUUUGUCAUGAAUUUUGCCCUUGAGGUGGAACGGAGCCAUUUCCGCUAGAUGGGCCAGCCUCAAAGUCAAAAUUGGCUAUUGUAAAAAUGUAUGAAAACAAAAUGUAGCUUCAUAUUUAAGGUAAGGUAUUAGGGUUAGCAGUGUGGUUAAGGUUAGGUUAAAAAAAAAUCUGAUUUUAGGACUUUGUGGCUGUGCCAGCUAGUGACUACUCUGUAAAGCUGUCUCAAGAACAAGAUUCAUGAUGGUAAAAAAAGUCAGGUGAAAGCCAAAACUCGAGGAUGCUGAACCUAUCAGCCCCCCUUACGCUUUCUGCUACAGCGUUGAUGCCACUGGGAUCUAAAUUAAUCUCUUUAUUUAGUUCUGUGGUUGAUCUAAACGGUCUGCCUUUAAGCACUAAAUAUCAUAAAGGUGUUUUCAAAAAUCAAAUUCAAUGUAUUUAAGUAAUCUUGCAUUGUUAUUUAUAGUAGUCACUCAUUUCAAGUCUGUGAAAUGUGUCAUUUUGUGUGACCGUCUCCUGGUAGGUUGCUUGAGAUAAGCCUGUGAAUAUGCAAUAAUACUGUAUCAUAUGGGUUCUGUAAAAUUAUGUCAACAUUUGUCUUUCUUUCUAUAGAUAUCAAAUGUGAAGUAUUUACCAAUAAAGCUCUGUUUGGGAAGGG
Messenger RNA from Oncorhynchus keta (chum salmon), 3824 nucleotides. Its product is annotated as armadillo-like helical domain-containing protein 4. The record is from RefSeq and is a predicted model, not a curated record. The transcript has 8 exons. Bases 167 to 2227 code for a protein of 686 amino acids. Lineage: Eukaryota; Metazoa; Chordata; Actinopteri; Salmoniformes; Salmonidae.